GAGGGCAAAGGGGGAUAAAAGGGGGGGUCAUUAUCCCCUGAGAGGGUGGAGCAAAGGGGAGGUGAAGAAGGCGGAUGAAACAUUUGAAGCUCAUAUUGACAUGCUGCUCUGGAGACUCCUGUAAGCACAGCCAUGGAUGGUGUGUUGGAAGAAGCGGCAGUGUUGUGUGUGUGCAAACUGGCCUGCAGUCUUCUCUUCCUGCCCUCACUGGCGACGUCCUCCAGCCCUGUCAGCUUCUGCUGCUGCUGUCUCCAGAUCUUCACAGACUUCCUGGUCACAGUUUUUCUGAGUUGCCUUUGCAUCUUUGAGACCUGGCUGACUGACCUGACCCCACCUGGUGAUGUCAUCGCUGUGCGCUUCCAGCUCUUUCUCAGCCACACAUACGGUUUUGUGUUGGUGUUGAUCAUACCUAUGAUCGCUGUGGAGACUCUGAUCAGACUGCUAUGGCCUCACUAUUCUGUGGCUCACAGGACGGCGGGUCCAACAGUGGGCUCUGAUCAUCAGCAUCAUUAUAAAGGGGAAGUAACAGUGGAAGAGGAAAAGGACAGCAACAACUCAGACAAAGAAAGUUUUCUGCCUCAUGGUGUCAGCUACCUCUGCUGCCUGACAGUGUGGGUUGUCAUUGCCCUCAAUGUCAGGUGGCGAUGGAAGCAGGAGGAAGUGUGGACUGCUACCUGUUUGCACACAACCAACUCCCUGAUCAGAUGUUUGCCCAACCUGUUCAGCCCCAUGCACAGUGCCAUGAACCCCUACUGGGGCAUGGCCUUAGUCUCCCUCCUCCUGUUCUUCCUGAUCACAUGCGCAGGCCUGCACAGGCAGACCCAGGCCCCAGCACAGACAGAGAGGACACACACACAGAAAAAUGGAGUUAACAAUAAUGGCAACCUCGUUCCAGUAAUGUCUGCACCCUCCAAACCUGUGCACCCUGGGAUAUUGGUGUCAGAGCCAACGCAGUCUGUUGACCCAGAGAAAACAGAGAGCAGCUGCACUGUUCACAAAGCGUAUUCCUGGAACAGCAUGCAGAUGUCGGCGCGUCACCAUGGAGACUUUGUCCUCCUCUCCCCUGAGUGUUUGUCUGCAGAGAGGAGAGGACAGGAGCACGAAAGGACAAAGAGAGGUAUACCUCUGACAUUUAUCAUGGAGGAACACAUGAACUCAAAAUGCAGGAGCCAGUGUGGGUGGCGACAGUGGGGUUUUCCCUGCCUGGGGGUGAAUGUAAUGAUAGGGUUUGUGGGUGUGCUCUCCAUCUUUGUGCUGCCUCUGAACCUCUCUGUGAACAUUCCUCUGAUCCGGACUAUAGAAAAUUUGUUGGAGCUGUGUAUCAAACCUUUAGUUUCAUUUUCAGCAAACACACGCAUCACGUCCGUCUCUCACAAUGCAACAAUUGUAUGAAACCAGACAGGUCAGAAACAAAAGGAUGAUCAGAUUAAUAUUUCAUGUAUGCAGGCAGCAGGUCUACCGGCCUGUCAACACUGGUUUGCAUAAAAUGUAAAUAAGCAUUUCUGAGCAGCUAUUCACAUGUGAAGAAUAAUAUGUGGAAACAGCUGAAAGGUGCUGAGGAGGCAGGUUGAGGCGUGCUUGCUACACAGACUGUUCUUACUGCUCAGGGCCAGGAGAUCUGCAGCAAUUUGUCUUUACACAAUGGGUUACAGACUGAGCCUCUCCAGUUUAAAGAAGACUCCAUGGUCCAACAAUGCUUUGAAAAGAUUAAUAUAAAGUGUGCUGAUGUUGAUGUGAUAAUCACAUAAACUCUGCAUUAAGAAAUGUGUAAAUAAAUAUUGAGUGACUUCAG
Messenger RNA from Scomber scombrus (Atlantic mackerel), 1792 nucleotides. RefSeq lists its product as uncharacterized. NCBI's taxonomy places the organism in Eukaryota, Metazoa, Chordata, Actinopteri, Scombriformes, Scombridae. The transcript is spliced from 3 exons. The coding region runs from base 133 to 1392 and encodes 419 amino acids. The record is from RefSeq and is a predicted model, not a curated record.